AUGAGCGCCCAGACCUUGUUCCGCGCCGGCGCCGCUUUGACCGCCACUGGCAUGUCGUUUGGCGCGUUUGGCGCCCACGCCCUCCGCGCGCGCUUCCCCGAGCUGCCCGAGAAGUCACACACGUCGUGGAUGACGGGCUCGAGCUACCUCAUUUUCAACGGCCUCGCACUGCUCGCCAUCUCGGCCCACCCGUCCGUUGCCCUCGGCGCGCGCAGGUACAAGACGGCUGCCGGCCUCAUUAUCGGCGGCGCCCUCACCUUCAGCGGCACAAUCUUUGGCCUCGUCCUCUGGCGCGACCAGGUCGCCAAGGUGUUCGGCCCGCUCACUCCCCUCGGCGGCUUGGCCAUGAUCUCUGGGUUGGUACACCACGCACAUGAAUAA
This is a messenger RNA of Vanrija pseudolonga, 381 nucleotides long. Its product is annotated as UPF0382 membrane protein. The transcript has 2 exons. Gene Ontology annotation, cellular component: membrane. NCBI's taxonomy places the organism in Eukaryota, Fungi, Basidiomycota, Tremellomycetes, Trichosporonales, Trichosporonaceae. Bases 1 to 381 code for a protein of 126 amino acids. The record is from RefSeq and is a predicted model, not a curated record.